CAGGAUUUUUUUGUUGUUGUUUUUUGGCUACUACCUGUUCUGCUUUUUGACCUCCCCAAACACCAUGAAUGUGAUGUAUACCAUCUCAUUGUGCCACAGGAAAUAAUUUCAGUUCUGUUCUAUGUAUUACAGGCAGUCUUGGGAAAAAUGUCUGUUAUAUUUGAUUGGAUCUACAAAAGUUUCAGCAGCGUUUUACAACUUCUAGGUUUGUACAAGAAGUCUGGCAAGCUGGUGUUCCUUGGAUUAGACAAUGCUGGAAAAACAACGCUACUGUACAUGCUCAGAGACGACAGGCUUGGACAACAUGUGCCUACGCUACAUCCAACAUCUGAGGAGUUGACUCUUGCCGGAAUGACCUUUACAACCUUUGACCUCGGAGGACACUCGCAAGCACGAAGGAUCUGGAAGAACUACCUCCCAGCCGUAAAUGGUAUAGUCUACAUGGUGGAUUGUGCUGAUCGUGAGCGACUAACUGAGGCUAAAGUUGAACUGGAUGCGCUGUUGACAGAUGACACCAUCUCUAACGUUCCUGUUCUCAUCCUGGGGAAUAAGAUUGACCGUCCAGAGGCCAUCAGUGAGGACGCACUGAAAGAAAUGUUUGGUCUUCAUGGACACACAACUGGAAAGGGCAAAGUGUCGCUUAAAGAGCUUAAUUUGAGGCCAUUGGAAGUUUUCAUGUGUAGUGUGCUGAAGAAACAGGGAUAUGGAGAUGGUUUUCGCUGGCUUUCCCAGUACAUAGACUGACUUCACUUAAUUUCAUAGGUAAUCUGGUUUGCCACACAGUUUGUGCAGACAAGGACAUUUCUGGAUUAGAUUUGGCACCAAUGGGGAACCUGUUUUUUUUUGUGUUUUUUUUAAUCUAUCAAUCUGAAGGUCAUAUAAGUCAUACCACAGCUGUUUCUGUAUAUGCCUGACUGACUUAUCAGUCUGUAUUGUGCAGUCAAGUAUAUUUAAUAAUGUUUAUAUUUCAGUGAAGUGCCUUUACUUGUAGCUUGUAGGAUGUCUCAGGAUCAUACGGGAAACCUCAUUGCUGUGAAUUAAUUUGUGACCUGGGGGUAUUUUUAGCUGAUGGUGUUCACAAAUGUUGUCUGUUGCUCCACGAGUUUUGAAGUAGAACAUAUCUUAGUCACCCUCACUCCAAUGUAUAUUUUUCCAACUAGCCUGUGUAAUUUUUAAUUGUCCGCUAACAUUAUUAUGGACACUAGAACAUACCAUUAAGUGCAAUUUCACUGAGGUAACCUGAUCAUGUUCAGGCCCUGCCCUUUUAUUUUUUACAUAUGUAUAUGUUGAAAAAUUGAAAAAUGUAAUUGCAUAACUGACAAAACAUGGAAGAGAACUCUGAUGUUUAC
Thalassophryne amazonica is the source of this 1349-nucleotide messenger RNA. It is a transcript of the gene sar1ab, whose product is annotated as secretion associated, Ras related GTPase 1Ab. Gene Ontology annotation, biological process: membrane organization; vesicle organization; endoplasmic reticulum to Golgi vesicle-mediated transport. Gene Ontology annotation, cellular component: COPII vesicle coat; endoplasmic reticulum exit site. NCBI's taxonomy places the organism in Eukaryota, Metazoa, Chordata, Actinopteri, Batrachoidiformes, Batrachoididae. Gene Ontology annotation, molecular function: GTP binding; GTPase activity. The record is from RefSeq and is a predicted model, not a curated record. The transcript is spliced from 6 exons. Bases 148 to 744 code for a protein of 198 amino acids.